Nezara viridula (southern green stink bug) is the source of this 1042-nucleotide messenger RNA. NCBI's taxonomy places the organism in Eukaryota, Metazoa, Arthropoda, Insecta, Hemiptera, Pentatomidae. The record is from the annotation of a GenBank genome assembly.
CACAAGGGUCUCUUAACACCAGGGUCGUCUCGUCCAGUGGCUAAUGAAGUAGAAAAAAUAAUUUUUCUCCCAUGAGCAGCGAUUCCAACCCAGGACCUUGAACGUUGGAAGAUAAGUGCCCUACCACUGAGCUACCCCAAUCCCUGAUUAGAACAUAAAGCUUCUCAUUUUAUGGAGGGAGCUGCAGCGAGGUGGAGAAGAUGCCCUCAACGGCAGAACUGGGAACGAGAGUGUUGGUCGUGCCUUGGCUUCUAGGUUCCAAAUCUUAAACCUCGUGCCGAGACCGGAGCCAUUGAACAUCACUCAAUCAGUACCAAAAUCAUCCCAACUAUCUGACAACUGGAAACAGGUGGGUGAAAUCAUCGGAUGCUGUGACGUCAGGCUGGAAAGAAUUAUUUGGCCUGGUGGCAACAUAGGUGGUCCGUGCGGCGGGUCCCGAACGGUUCUCAAAGUUGUCACUGCGAUUGCCGCUCCCUUCGUCAUGGUUUCGGAGAGUGCACGUGGAUUGGAAGGUGGGUGCUUGAGGGGGUUCCCUUGCGACAUAGUCCAUGACAACGGAGGAGUCAGAUACACAGUAAAGGUCUCCUGCUGUUACGGCCUAGCUAUGGACCUCCUAGAGUCAGUGUCCCAGGAACUGGAGUUCGAUUUUUACCUGUACAUGGUCCCGGAUUCGACGUUUGGUACAAAGAAAGUUAACCCCGAAGACAAAUCCGAAGUUAAGUGGACAGGAGUUGUUGCAGAACUGAUGAAUGGUCAUGCUCAGAUGGCCUUUACGGCACUCAGUAUUACACGGCCAAGAGUCAAACGCACCCAAUCCUUCCAGUCUAAAGUCCUUCGUAUAAUAGUCAAUGCUCCUUAUUAUGUCACGAACAAUACCUUACAUCAUGACCUUAACAUCCAUUAUGUCCUUGAUGUUAUUCCGUUCAGAUUCUCAAAUUUUCACUUAAACUUAAUCCACCACCCUAAUCCCUUAGCCAGUUCCAGUCAUCCCUACAAUCCUCCUCGAAGGUUGAAACGGCAGUGGCCUCGAGAUCUUCUGUAA